ACCAUGGAAGAUUUGGUAGUGGAAAAGCAUGUGAAGUACAUCCUCUCCGUGGAAAAGAAGAAAGAUGAUUUCGAGUCUCUAGUGUUGGAGCAUCUGAGGAUGAACGGCGCCUAUUGGGGUCUGACCACUCUGGACCUCCUCCAUAAGCUCGGAGCUGUCGAUCCGGAUGAGGUCGUAUCAUGGAUGAUGGAAUGCUAUCACCAGGAUUGCGGAGGGUUUGGUGGGAAUAUUGGUCACGAUCCGCACCUUCUUUAUACACUCAGUGCCGUGCAGGUUUUGGCCCUUUUUGACAGGCUUGAUGUUCUUGAUAUCGAGAAGGUCUCGGAUUGUAUCCUUCGUCGUUAGGAAAGAUAUUAUGAAGUUUAAAUUUGCUUUGAUGGUCAAUAAGAUUUCAGGCUUUUGAUGUAAUUCUUCAGUUGGGUAAUUUUAAUGAAUGGUAGACUGUUUGCAACAUCGGGCUCGCGUAUUGCUUGUGAACCCUUUCCUAUCAACUUAGGCUUCCAAUUUUUAUGGUAUGUACGAGCUUUCCUUUGUAAUUAAGAGGGGCGGCUUCAAAAUCAUUAAUUUUAUGUUGCAUUUUCAUGCCAUUCUUGAUUAGUUACUCAACAUGGAGA
Molecule: messenger RNA, 614 nt
Organism: Phoenix dactylifera (date palm)
Lineage: Eukaryota; Viridiplantae; Streptophyta; Magnoliopsida; Arecales; Arecaceae
Source: RefSeq, a predicted model, not a curated record